Messenger RNA from Porites evermanni, 12527 nucleotides. The record is from the annotation of a GenBank genome assembly. Lineage: Eukaryota; Metazoa; Cnidaria; Anthozoa; Scleractinia; Poritidae.
UGAUGUUGUAAUGAACGAAGUAUGCUUUUGAAGUAUUUUUUCCUCAAACUGGAUUUAAAAGGUGCUUUAAAAUGACUGCAGAAAGUGAUAGGUUUGCUCUGACAGCUGAGCAAUAUUUAGGUGAGUAAAAGACACAAGCUUGUGGAGCAGAAUGCACAAGCUUUGAGCUCCUUUGAAUUUUUAAAAGUUGGUCCCGGGCAGUUAGAAUUUUAGCAGGAAUGCACGAGACAGCGAUGAGCUCAUGAAGUGUCGUUUUUUUUUUUUUUAGCAAAGUACCAUGUGCUGACAUACCUUCAGGUGAAAUGUGCUUCCAUGUUUUUAAUUAAUUGAUAUACAGUACAGUUCAAUAGGGACAUUCCAUUUCUUUUGAUCCGCCCACCCCCUAACGAUAUAUAUAGCGGGUUUUUGAAGAGGGGUGGUCGGAUUUUUUCCUCAAAACGGCCCCCAAAAUUGUACCCUUCUCCAGACGUUACUAAUCGAUGAUGAACGACUUCAAUGAGUAAUCGGUGAGUAAUCAUUGGGUAAUCAACUGAUUAGUCAUUGAUUAUUUGCUAUAAUCAAUGGGUAAUCGAUGACUAAUCAAUGGCCAAAAAUUUUGUGGCCUAUUGAUUACUCAUCCCUGACAUCGAUUAGUCAUUGAUUUCACAUCUCAUACAAGCUGGUCAUGAAGAAGUAGCCAGGGGAUUUAAGACAGUCAGAUCAAAUGGAGAAAUAUUUUAAAUGAGUAAUAAUGAUAAUAAUAGUUGACUUGAGUUUUCAAAACAUUUGCAGGAUGCAGUUGCCCAGCUAUUGGAACAUAAAGAAGAGAAUCCAAGGGUCAUUCCAGCUCGCUUUCUCAGUGACUAGUAUGUUAAUAUGUUUUAUCUUUCUCUGUGCUCUUUAAUAGGUAAACUACAGUAAACACAGGCGGUCCAAACUCACGUUGCGAGGGAAGGGUGUAAUGUAAUUUAGAUACCAUAGAUGAUGCGCCGGUGUCGCAUUACAGGCCACCCUUGAAAAUAUAACAGACUUUGUUUGGAAAAUAUAUUACUGAUAUCUGCGCACACUAAAGAGCGCUAAACCUUACUUUUUCUUACAUGAAAUGAAUAAAAAAGACUUACCUGCAAUGUAUUCCUAAAGAAAACCAGACAUUGUUGGGAAAGGAGAGUAGUGUUAUAUGAGUACAAUAAAAAGCGCUAACCCUUCCUUUUUCUUAAAUGAAAUGAAUAAAAAAAAAUUACCUGCAAUGUUUUCCAAUAAUUUUUGGUGUCUGUUUGUCGUUUUUUUUUUUUUUUUGGCUUUAUUGUGUAACCACUGUUACUCCUUUCAUAAAAUGAAGUGAAGGCUGGUCACUUCGAUCUGUCGGGGUCCUGGACCAAUGGCAACAAGAAUGCCAUUUUUUUCACCGAAAUUCAAAUCCGCUGCCAAUUUUUCUGGUCCAGCCCAAGAGGGAAACCUCUUCUUCCUCUCUGGGAGAUCGGCUCAAAAAAUGAUCCAUAAUUUCCCAAUCAAAUCGAGCCAUUUGUGCUGGACUUGGAGGCACGUCUGGCUUUUGUCCAGUGCCUGUGGCCACUGUUGGGCUUACCAACUAAUUUGCAUUAUGACAAUUAGCACUUGCAUGACGGGUGUGGCAUUCACUUUUUCACAGUGCAAGAGCCUAGUUGACAUGUCAUUUCCGCCCUUGCACCCGUUGUGUAAGUGCUAAUUGUCAGAAUGCAAAUUAGUUGGUAAGCGCAACAGUGGUCACAGGCAUUUCUCAUUCUAAGUCUCUUAUCGGGCCUGGUCUCUUAUAUUUUCAGUGGUCGCCUGUAACGCGACACCAGCGCGUCACCUAUGGUAUGUAAAUUACAUUACACCCUUCCCUCGUAACGUGAGUUUGGGCGGCCUGUGCAGUAAACACCCGCUAAUGAGAACCUGUGGAUUAAAACCUCCUGGCAGAAAUUUACCACUUAAAUACCUUUUUUGUCAGACCUCAAAAAAAGUAGGUCCUUAUUAGCGGGUGUUAACACUUGUACUGUAUUUUCACUGCUUUUCUCUUGUUGUGCAGAUCUUUUAAAGGUUAGCGGUUGCGAUGAUUAUUUAUCUGGGGAGUUGUUUAUUAUGUUUGCAGGGGGAAGGAGCAUAAAUUUAGAAAGCUGUCCUCUAGGACAGAAGAUAAAAGGACAAAAGUAUCAUCAAAGCUUAGCUUAGCUUAGCAUGUAGUAACAUGUAGCAUGUAGCUUAGCUUAGCAUGUAGUAAAUUAAAAUUUGUAACUAUUGGGUAAAGUUGAAAAUGUUUGGGGUGGCUGUUGUGUGAGUGUGCAAGCUGGAGCUUUGUUUUUGGGUCAGCCUGUUUUGUUAGUCCCAAAAGUUGUCUCAGCGAAAAAUACAAGAAAAGAAGACAGUAGACAUCAGAGAUCAGAAAAAAGUCAGGCUUACAGACAAGAGAUAGAAGACAAGCACUGCUGACACCACACAGAAGACAGAAGAUGGAAGAUUAAAAACACCAGACAUCAGACAGAAGACGCUAGAGCAAAAGACAGAACAUGAUGAGGGCUGUGCUCUAGCAGAGCCCAGUGGCCUCUGACACCCAACUUUCCUCCUGGGUGACUAGAAAAUCUCAGAUUUUUCAUACAAAUCAUAUGCUGGACACCCUAGAUUUUACAGGUUCUGAGCACUGGGCACCCUUCACUUUUCCUUAGAGCACAGCCUUGAUGAUAGACAGAAGACACUAGACACUGGACUCCAAACUUCAAAGCAGAAGAGAGAACAUGGAAGAUAGAAAGCACCAGACAGCAGACAGUCGAGCAGAAGACAGAAAAUGAUAGACAGAAGACACUAGACACCAGAACAGGAGACAGAACACGGAAAACAGAAAAAACAGAAACCAGACAGCAGACAGUAGAGCAAAAGACAGAACACGAAAGACAGAAGACUCCAGAAACCAGACAGCAGAUACAAGACACAAGACAGCAGACAUAACAAAAGCAUUUUUCUAUUUGGUUAUCAUUUUAUUAAUACUCGUAACCUUUUCUCUUGAUUAUAUAGUGAUAUCGUUAGGAGACAACUGAUGUUGCUCACACAUGGGACUUUUAAGUCCCAGGUAGACAAAAAUUUAAGGGUUAACAUCGAUAAUGCCUUUGAUGCAGCCACCUUGUUAUUCACCCGAUUGCCACUUUCUGAAAUCCCAAAUUACAUGAAUCAUUGAAUGUACUCCCAGUUUGUAAAUUCGCCUUGUUAAUAAUUAUACUGUGCUUUAACAUAAAUUUGCAUUCUAAAGGCACUCAAGUUACAGAUGCUAAUGCUAAUAAACCUUGAGGAACAAUGAUUUUGGUUUUAUGUCAUGGUGUUGUUGCUAAAUUCACCAAUGUGGCAUUGUAGAUGAGAAAAGAAAGUGGUUAUGAAAUCCCACUCAACUCCGCUAAUGCAAUAGAAGAGGUUACAAGAAUGAAUAAAAUGAUCAACUAAAACCUAAAAGGAAAAUGUGAAAUCUUUUUUUCCCAUUCUCUUACUUCCACAAUGUGUGGAGGCCACUCUGGUUAAUAUGUAUGGGAUAUUAGCCUUAGGUGUUCUCUAUAUGCAAUUCAUGUUUAUGAUGUGAAAACAUAGCCAGUGGUCAAUCCAGGGGGAGGGUUAGAGGGGAUAACCACCCCUGAAUAUACAUGUAUUUACCAGACCUAUAGAUUUAUCUAUAGUAUUCAAUUUACUGUUUUGUGUUGUCUUGGUUUAAAAAGCCCUUGGAAGGAUGAGAUCACAUAAUUUUUUUCUUGCAGCUUUAGGAGUGUUGUGCAAGGAAACCACACUCUGUUCAGGGAAUACAGCUACAUUCGAAAGACACCUCACAACACAGCAUCUUUCAUCCGAGUGUUUUGGAAAUGUUUUAGACACAUAGGGAUGAAUGGAGGUACAGUACUUGUAACUUACAAGUAAGGGUCUUCACACCCAUGGAAAUAACUUGUUGUCUUGUUGUACUUAGGCUUAAUUUUGCCACUCCCUGAGCUGGGGUCUUUUUUCCUUCCAGAGAGAGAAACAAAGGGAUUAGUGUAAGCUCACUUUAAUUUGAACAGCAGCUGGUAAUCCAGUGUUAACUGUGUAUUAUUUGUAUGUUUUUUAAUUUUUUUUGUUUACACAUGUACAUUUAGGUAUAUUUAGUUGACACCACUGAUUAAUUUCUUUUUGUUCUUCAGAUUUACUAUGUGCAAAAGAAUACCAUUCACUUAUUUGUCUUCUUUGCCCUGACUUUCCUUUUGAACCUGUCCAAAAAACUGCCAGGUAAGUUCUCCUUGUUAGAAAUUAUCUCCUCUAUACAUACAUCACUGUUAUAAGGUUUUUUUCCUUUCCCCCAUCAACCAAAGAUGGUUUAUUUCACUCUGAUAAAGCAAUAAUUUGUUACGUCUUUUGCUUAAGUUAAUGGUGAUUUUUAUAAACCCACAGGAUUAUUUUGAUGGAGGAUGCUAUGGAUUGUCUAAUGUCUUUUCCAGAUUUCCUUUAUGCUUUCCAGACACAGUUCUUUUAUGACGGUGAGACAAAUGCAUUUUAUAUGAACUGAAAAUCUUUUAAACUCUAUUGGUGUUUGCAACGGAAGGUUACAAUCAGCAACAAAAUUGUUGCGACAAACAAGGUAACUUCAGAGAACAAUACAAACAAAACCACUCCCCCUUCCCCUCAAUUCAAAGUUGGGUGUUUGUUUUCUGCCAGUAGCUCGAAUAGCAUUACAACAUUAUGUAUCGGUCAAAUCGAAGCUUCAACAUGCCCCCCCCCCCCUGGCAUACCCCGGGCAUUUGACACCUUUGCUGUCCCAGGGGGGAGGAAAUUUGAUUAUCAGAGUUUUCCAGGGGGUGGGGAAUUUGAUCCCCAUGCUUUAGGGGUGGGGAAUUUGAACUGCACCCUCAAUUUCAUGUAAAAUCUUUGGCGUGGCGAGCUAUGGGAGCCCCGGUGUUAUCAGAUUUUCGUGGAAAAGAUUAAUUGUGCCAUUGUGGCCAAUUGGUUACGAGGAAAGGGCUUAAACAAGCUUUGUGGCGUAUUUGAAGUAUUUAAAUUUUAAAAUUUUUAAUUUUGGAUUCAGGCUUUGAAUGUAUGACCGUAUUUCUAUACCUCUACCGGCGAUUCAAUGCAACAACAUAAAAUAAAAUAAAAAGCUCAGUCAACUACUUUGACCUACUGCAAGUAAGUUAAUUAAUAAGGUGAGUGAUGAUGCAUGUCAUGAUGAUGAUGAUGUAGUAAUCUCAAUAGGUGGGAUCUUUUUUAGAGAACGCUUUGUAUGUUGCAUGACGAAGAAAAGUUGAGCAUUCAGUGACCUUGUAGCAGCGAUUUCCGCCGCUUUGCACGAGACUUUUGUCCGUAGUAAAUCGCCGUCCUUCUGUCAUUUUUGUGCCUGUGAAAUGUCCCUAGGGUGGGGGCAUUUGAUCACCUGAAUGGACCCCAGUGUGGGGCAUUUGAACGGCAUUUUGGCCCGGGUAGGGGGGAAUUUGAACAAUAAUUUUCAAAAAAGUCAAAUGCCCGGGGGGUUGCCCGGGGGGGGGGCAUGUUGAAGCUUCGAUUUGACCGUUACAUUACAUGGAUGGGAUGGGGGGUGAGGGGGGGACAGGAAAUCUUCAUUUUCCCCUUUUGAAGUCAGUAAAACGUCAGAAAAACGCUUAAUGGCAAAGUGUCUCAACUAAUGUGGUCGCCAAUUGUUGGUCUAAGAUUUCUGUGUUUAACAGAAUAAGUAGGGACCUUAUGAAACUAUGAUAAGUACCAGCAAUGCAAAAAUCAAAUAAACAGGGGGAAAUGCAAAGAUUAGGAAAACUAUGUUGCACAGCAAACCAACUUUAAACCCUCAGUGAGCAUCCAGGAGAACAGGUUUAAGGCAACUGAAUUCUGAAUAAAAGCCUGAUAAGGUACAAUUUUGAAUUGAGUAUUUAAUACUAAAAUGCAUGUAAUUUAUGAACAACAACAACAACAAGAAUUGAUUUCCUGUAAACUAAAGUAUAAUGACUUAUAAAAUUUACGUAAUUAAAGCGAUUUCUAAAGUAAAACAAGAAAAGAAUUCAGGUUAAUCAAGUUAGGUUAAGCUGGUGAUACUGGAUACAUACAAAACAAAGAAUGAAUAAAUAAAUUAGAAAGAAAGAAAAAGUUAAAGGUUAAGUGAACCAAAAUUUCGACCUUUUUUAUUUUAGUUCAAUUCUAGUGAAAUGUGUUUAAUAUGAACCAAAUAAACAUACUAUGAAGUUUCAGCUCAAUUGAAGCAAGUAUCUCUGAGAUAUUCGCAAUUAAAAAUUGCUGUUUUCUGGCCCUUAUCUUCGUAGAGCGGUCGGAAAAAUUGUUGGAAAAAACAGCUUGUGACGUCACUGUUGGUCAGGUGAAAAAGAGCGGGAAAUUCAAAACAGAGUUUUUCAAGUCGACUUGGCACACAAGUGGUUUGUGCGGUCAUAAACCUGGAAAGACAGGCAAUUUGUCUUCAAAAGUUGCAAGCUGUGGUUAUAACCUUCUUAUUAUUUAAUUUUCUUGAAGAAUACAACGGACUUUAACUACAUUUACUAACUUCCUUGAGUUGUCCUGGAAAUGUGCGCGCGUAAGUCCGAUUUUUUUCAAGAUGCAUUCACAAAAUGUGUUCAUAUAAGGAAGUUCCUGGAUAUAUAAGGUCCCGAGCUCCACCGUGGACACAAAAACAAAAUAUCUUUGUAUAAUAAUCUGCCCAAAGAAAUUCAAGUUUGCCCACAAUGUGUUUGAAGUCACUGAACUUUGUCGCACUCAGCGAGCUUAUAUUUUAAAACCCACGCUCGAUCGGACACUUCUAGUGUCGCAGAUCACUAAAAUAUAAACAAAAUCCUCAAUGUAGAAGAUUUGGCGUUGAUAUGUGGGCAGAAAAAGAGUUCAUCUAGUAAAUCUUCCCCAAGAUCGGUUUCAAAUCAACUAUAGUUUUUUAAACUUGAUCGUUUCGCGCAGAUUAAUUUUGCUUUGUGUUGUCAAGUUGAACAUGCAUAACACCGUCAAAAACCUACGCAUCAGUAAGAUUUCCUUCAAACAAAGUUAAAGUCAUAUUAUUGCAAAAACUUCUUUCCAAUUAUGUAUAAGUUUUAAUUACCGAUUGAGGUCAUUUUAACCCAUUCGCUCCUGAAGAUUUUGCCGAAAAAUGCGUUUUGAAGCUAGUCGAGUGGUUUUCUGGUCACUGUUGUGCUAUAAAGGGGUAAAACUUACCACAAACCGGUUUACAGGUCGUACACUUGGCGGCCUUCUGAUCCAGAUGCAAAACAUCAGCUUGCAAAGUUCGGGCAUGCACAGAAAGCAAAAUUUCGACAUAGUUUUUGGGUUUAAAAGUGACACAGCAGUCUUGACUUUUACUUUUCGCUUUUUCUCCUCCCUUCUUUUUUCGCUUUUCUUGCCUCUUUUUUUUUUUUUUCUCUUGCUGGGCAUUUAGUACGCUUGAUUUUGGUGGGAAGAGUUUUUAGGAAAGCUUUUAGGAUCUUAGGAUUAGGUGAAAGGAAAGGUAGGUGGGUAAUGGAACAAGAUUUUCAUGGAGAUUUUCAGGUCCUUGUCACGUGGUUUNUUUUCAGGUCAAUGUCAUGUGGUUUUUUGCUUCUUUCUCCGGUGUCCUUGACUAAAUUGUGGUCAUUCUGGUAUGGUUUGAAAGAUCUCUUCACUCUACACAAGUUAGCGAAGAAAGUUGUCCUUGACCGUUAAAACUGAUGACGUCACAAAGGGUAGAAAGGACCUGGAUUUGCACGGGUGGUUACGGGCGGUUCAGGGGCGAAUGGGUUAAGGACCAUAGAUGCCACUGGCAAAGAGAUGCGACAAGCAAAGAACAAUUUCAUCAUGCAUAAAAUUCAGCUUAAGUGAACUAAAAAAAGCUUCAAUAAGGUUGCAAAACAACAAAUUUUCAUUAAAAACAUAAGGUUUAAGGCUCUUACACCUGCUGACAAAGAGGAAAUGAAUUUUCUGCACAGAAACAACCUACCUAAAGAUCUUUAAGCAAAAGAUCGGUUGCAACCUUCGCAGCCAAGCCAUGAUUCCGACUACUUAGCUAGAUUAGCUACUUUUAAUAACUGGUCCAUGCGAGGGUCUUCAUUCAAGCAAAUUAAACUCAGCAAACUGAAUCAUUGGAAAAUACAGAAAACUGCACACAAGGAUUUGUUUUGCUCGCUUCAGUUAAAUCCAGCUCCAGCAAUUGUUUACGGGCAAAGAGUCGAUUGUUUUGGAGUCACUGCCGGCAGUUGUCAUUCUCCGCUACUUCACAGCGAGUGAAAGGAAAAUUUGCGUACAGAAAGAUAACAAAACUAUGUAAUUAAACUGAAAAAACUAAAGGAAAAAAGCUCUGACUAUUAUUACGUGAGCAACAGAAAAAUGAGCGAAGUAGUCUUUUCUUCUCGAGUAAGCUUGCUGGCCUUCUAAAGUUCUGAGAAAGCUUUUAAAACUUAAAAGCUUAAAAGCGCACAAGGUUGUUCACUUGCAUGCGUUAGGCGUUAUGGUUCUUUGACUGAAGACAAGGAUAACGCGGGUUCUGCAAAGGUAAAUAAAUCUGGGCAUGUAAAAAAAAGUAACCAUAACUAUUAAUAACAGAAUACAAGCAGGUUUUAAUUCAACCCUGGACACAAAAUCAACUCACAAAUCGAAUGCACAAUUAUCAGAAAAAUACAAACCUGUUUGGAAAUGUUCAAAACAUUUUAUUCCACCUCAGACUGACGGAAUGAUCUGUUUUUACUCUAGCAUUGGUUGUUCUGAAUCCAAAGUUAUUUUCAAGUGACGAAAAAACAACAACAACAAAAACAAAAAAAAAGCCUUUACAAGGAGCAAACCUUCGCACCUCGUGUAUUUCAUUCAUAGUCUAUCAGUCUCAGUCAGAACUCUCACGGAACGAGACAAACAAACGCAGGUGAUAAGGGAUGCGCAGAAUGUUUUUCCGCCCUGAAUGACCAACGUUGACGUCACGUAGUCUCCAGUCUAUCACGCGGCCAUUUCAGAAACGUUUUGGUGAAGUCUUCGGAAAUGCUUGGGUUUUGAUCUUUUAUCUUUCUAUAAAGGCUUGAGAAGAAAAAUCUUUACUCAAAUCUCACUUAGGAUGGUUCUUUUUAGUGUUUGGUGAAGGUAAAGCAGCAAAAGAAAAUAUGUCAAUUUUUUGGUUCAUUUGACCUUUAAAGUAAAAAGUAAUGAAAUAUGAAAACUAUCUAGGGCGGCAUAACCUUUCUUUAAGCAGUUAGUGUAGAGUGAUUUUUUUUGCCUGAAUUAAAAGUUCUUCCCUGUUCCAUUUCAUGAAAAUACAAAUGUAGCUAGGACAGGAUAUAGUAAUGUUAUCAGUCAUAGUGCGAGGUUAUGAUUGACAUGUCAAUGACACGCACUUAACUACUACCUAAAUACUCUGUGCAUUGACCAUUUAAGCGCAACUUAUUUACAUGGAUUCCAUCAUCAUUCUCAUAGAGUUUAUAGAGAAGCUGCAUGGAGCCUACCAAGCAUUGUUAUCAGGUACCUACAGACCAGGUCAGAUUGUGGUAGCAGUACCAACACUGUCCACGCCAGCGCAACACAAGUCACAACAGUCUCAAAGUGCUGGGCUUGAAACAUCCCAGGUUAAUGCUGGGGAUGGUGUAGACGUCCAUUCCUUCUUGGAGGCUGCACUACAAAUCAUUCAUACCAGUAAUGGUACUUUCAGGUACAUACUUUACUUUUUGUGUUUUAAACUUGUAAUAACAGAAUGAGCCAAAGUGAAAUCAGGAGAUAAAAAUCAAAAUUUCAUUUUGUCAAAUACUGAGAAACAAAAAUGGUACCAUGCAAAUUUGCUUCCAUCCUGGAGGCUGCUCUACAAAUCAUUCGUACCAGUAAUGGUUCUUUCAGGCACAUACUUUACUUUUCUUCUUUUAACCUUUUUACUCACAGAAAGACCCAAAGUGAAAAGUAGAGAAAAAAUUCCAAAUUUUUCAUUUUGUAAUAAGUAAUACUGACAAACAAAAAAGGUUACCAUACAAACGUGCUCUCGAGAAGGGUAUGUUAAAUUGAUUGCACUGUAGGAUUUGGUCCACAGAUCCAAAGUGAGACCUACAUGUAGAUUGUCUCCACUGUGCUUGCAGGGGCAUUUUGCCAAAUUCCGAAUGGUUGAUUAAAGCUGAAUGACUCUGAAGAUGGUGAUUAGGGUUUUAAUGCUAGAUGUCUCCAUUGCACAGACACAAGCGAGAAUCCAGUGGCUGACUGAUCUUAAAAUACAGCUAGAACUACAUGUACAUGUACUUUGUGAUGACAGUGGUUUAUUAUGAUUAUUAUUUAUGUCAGAACUUUUAGCAGGGAGCAAAAACUUGUAUCAUCUAAAAUGUGAUAUUGGUUGAUAUCAGUCAUUUUGUAAAGGACAUUGAAGAUAAAAAGUGAAACUGAAAAUGACAUGGCAGGGCAAUGCAAUUUGAAAGCUGUCAAAACAUGAACUGUAUAGCUGUGAGAACUCCACCUUUCAGAUAAUUUUUCAUUAAAAGACGAGGGUGUUAGCCAUUAAAAGCUUUACCUUCCUAUUUGCAGCUGCCCUCCUGUUGAUGUAAUCAAAGAUCUCCUAUCAUCUGUCGAGAGAGUGACUUUUUAUGGAUUCCUCAUUGGCCUUGCCAAACAUGCUGGAGUCAAUGAAAGCAUAGGUAGAGUUGAUACACUUUAGUUGGACUGACACAUUUUGAGAUUGCUUAUUGGUCCCAUUGGAUGCCUUUUUUUAACAUUAUAUAAUAAAUUAAUUUUGUUUGACUUCUUCUCUGAUAACAGCAACCUUGCCUGACAAAUCUGCCAUCAUGGAGGAGACUGAUCAAGAGCUUAGCAGGUUUGUAGUAAACGUAAUUUAAAUAAAAUUAAAGGAUCUGUCCACAGUUGUUCAAAUGUUGGAUAGUGCAAGGUUGUCAAAAGUAGCCGGCUGCCAGUGAAAAUCACCUCCUACUUGGUUAGUAACAGCCAGCUACUCUGCUUGGCAUUUCUUUACAGAUGGCAUCUUUUAAAAUAUCCCUGGACUGGCUGCUUACCUUGACAACUCAGACGUCUACUCUGAGUGCUAUCCACAGGAUAAAUCACUAUGUAGUGGAUAAGUAUUAAUUUAUGAGGAAAACCGAUUGCGCCCUCCACUGGAAAAAGAUUUAUCCAUUAAAUAGCGUUGUCCACCUUUUGAACAACUGGUGGCUGCAUAAAUUUUACCCCUGGGAAGUAUCAACCUUGUUCCCAGGGGAGAAAACCAGGGAAUGAGGUUUGGGCAGUAUUUGUAACACAAAGGCCUAGGAUCAUAGGUUCCACUCCAGUUGGGAGUACUCAGAUUAUUUUCUUCUGAGCCAUCUGUAUCACUGAUUGAAAAAACAUCUUUCUCAACACCAGCUAGUUCCCACAGCUGCACUAGAACGUGCCACUGCCACAUUGUCAGUCCAGUUCUAUGAAAAAUAGAAUCUUCUGUGCCCCCCUCACAAGUUUGCACACUUUGUUAGUUGCUGGUCUUCUUAUUUGCAGAUCUAGUUAAGGCCUCACUUCGAUGUGAGUAGCCCAGCUUUGAAAAAAUGCCAAUUGCAGAGUGCAAAGAAAGUCAGUUUUUACAGCUUGCCAUGCAGGGAGGCUGUAGUUGGAAAGUACUAGCCCAGAAGUCAUUUUGAUGAACAGGAUUGAUAAUAUUUCUUCUGUAAUUUCAAUACCCCAAAAAACUUCACUUGCUGAUCGGGUAAGAUAAGAGCAGAAUUCACUUGCCUGAUAGCAAAAUCCACUAUCCCCAGGAUAUCGGACAGUACUUUCUUUGCAUGCUGCAAUUGAUGUAUUGGACUGAAAAAACAAAAACAUGAUAGUAAUAAUAAAUUUGAGGCCCUUUUCUCCGCUAUUAACAUUCAGUAUUUUUUUGUGUGAAAAAUUCCUCAAUUGCAGCCUUAGAAAUAAUUAUUCUAGUGAGAUAAUGAGUGACUGAAAUUACCAACUAAUCAAUUAUUGCACAAUGCUUGCCAUAACAGUCAGUCAGUCUCUUGUUUUCAUUUCUUUCACUUGACUGUUUUCGUUUUAUUUGCAGUCCAGCACCCAGGCCCAAGUCAGGCAGAUCUAAAAGUGCAAUGUCUAAUUCAGCCAAGAAAGCUCUUUAAACUAGGACGUGCAUGGGGUUAUAUCUCACCUUAAUACACAGGUAGAAUCUAAGUAGAUAAUGAUGUUCACUGUUGGAGUUACUAGGCUAGCAGUUCUCCAAACAAUGAUUACAUUGUAUUAACUUUUAAGAGUUCUUGCCUAGAAUAAGCUCCACAUUUCGGAGCAAAAACAUUUGAGCAUCACCUCCCCUGCACCACUGCAACGUUUAUUGAUUUUUUAUGAGUUUUUGAAAUAUUGUUGAUGCAGGUUUUUAAUGCUGCUGUUGUUUUUAAUGAGGAAGGGGGCACAUCUUUUGUUCUAUGUAAGCUAUUUUUGCCCUCUGUAAAUAACGACAGUUUAGAGGAAGUAAUACCUGCUACCGUUCUUGCAAAUAGAACGUUUCAAAUAAGCGCCGCUGUCAAAUAAGCGUUCUCCAACAAGUCAACCGUUGCCAAGUUCUACAUCAAAAAUUGAGUCCAUUGCCAAUUUAAUGUUAUUAUGUAAAGAAGGUCCCAGGAUUCUCAGUCGUCCCUAGGGACGAGUAGGAA